Ooceraea biroi (clonal raider ant) is the source of this 1693-nucleotide messenger RNA. It is a transcript of the gene Septin2, whose product is annotated as septin 2. NCBI's taxonomy places the organism in Eukaryota, Metazoa, Arthropoda, Insecta, Hymenoptera, Formicidae. The record is from RefSeq and is a predicted model, not a curated record. Gene Ontology annotation, molecular function: GTP binding.
CUUGUGGUACGUCGCUAGGAAGUUGGGUGCACUUGAUGAUUCACGAAAUAUUGUCCGAUUUCACGAAAGAAUUAGUGUACCUGCAUUCAUCAAUUGUGGAAGCGAUGCUGCGUACCAUGAAGUUGUCCGGUCACGUCGGCUUUGACAGUCUGCCCAGCCAGCUGGUGAAUAAGUCGGUGCAAAAUGGAUUCUUGUUCAACAUCCUCUGCAUUGGCGAGACUGGGCUCGGGAAAUCGACGCUCAUGGAUUCGCUGUUCAACACGAGCUUCGAGUCCACUCCCAGCCCACAUAGUCUGCCGUCGGUGAAGCUCAAGGCGCACACCUACGAGCUGCAAGAGAGCAACGUCAGGCUGAAGCUGACUAUUGUCGACACGGUCGGUUACGGCGAUCAGAUUAACAAGGAGGACAGCUUCAAGGCGGUCGUUGACUACAUAGACGCCCAGUUUGAGGCCUACUUGCAGGAGGAAUUGAAAAUCAAACGCAACCUGGCGACCUACCACGACAACCGUAUUCACAUCUGCCUUUAUUUCAUUUGUCCCACUGGCCAUGGCUUAAAAUCCAUCGAUCUGGUGUGCAUGAAGAAACUGGACUCCAAAGUUAACGUAAUUCCAAUUAUCGCGAAGGCGGAUACGAUAUCGAAGACCGAGCUACAGAAGUUUAAGAGCAAAAUCAUAUCGGAAUUGCAAACGAACGGAAUACAGAUCUACCAGUUCCCGACCGACGACGAGAGCGUGGCGGACAUAAAUGUCACUAUGAACACUCACGUGCCGUUCGCCGUCGUCGGCAGCACCGAUUUCAUCCGCAUAGGCAACAAGAUGAUGCGUUCCCGUCAGUAUCCGUGGGGCACGGUACAAGUCGAGAACGAGUCUCAUUGUGACUUCGUGAAAUUACGGGAGAUGCUGAUAAGCACCAAUAUGGAGGACAUGCGCGAGAAAACGCACUGCCGUCACUACGAACUUUACCGCAAAAGAAGAUUGGAGCAGAUGGGCUUCAGCGAUGUUGACAGUGACAACAAGCCAGUGAGUUUCCAGCAGACGUGUGAAGCGAAGCGGUCGAUCCACUUGCAGGAGUUGCAGCAGAAGGAGGACGAGAUGCGGCAGAUGUUCGUGGCGCGAGUGAAGGAGAAGGAAGCCGAGCUGAAGGAAACGGAGAAAGAGUUGCACAAUAAGUUUGACAAGUUGAAAAAAGAUCACGCGGAGGACAAGAAAAAGUUGGAGGAAAAUCGCAAGAAAUUGGAGGAUGACAUACUGGAGUUUAACAGACGAAAGGCGCAAUUCGCGCAACAGCCGCAGCAUCACACGCUCACGCUGGGCAAGAGUAAGAAGAAGUGAACGGCGCCUCGCCGUAAGAUACCUUUUUAUACCAUCGAAAGACAUGGCCGUGCAUUUUAAUUGCAUCGUUAUCAAUAAUAGUAUUACUAUUUUAAUAAUUGUACGUAUACCUGAUCUUGUAUCUCUUUAUUUUAGUAUUAUUUUAUCUUUUAUAAUGGAAUAUUCACUUAUAUGCAUAUAUACCAAAAAGUUUUUUAAGGAUACGCUCUAAGUCAUAUAUUCCAACGUGGAAGGAUAUUAAAAAAAAAAGAUAGUUUAAGCAAACUUUUACUUAAUAUUAUUAAUUUCUACUUAAUUUGCCUUUGUACGAAAUGUAUAUUUAGUAUGCAAAUAAAAAUAGGAUAUCUCACUCCGCCGGUACA